Molecule: messenger RNA, 1221 nt
Organism: Dictyostelium discoideum AX4
Lineage: Eukaryota; Evosea; Eumycetozoa; Dictyosteliales; Dictyosteliaceae
Gene: sppA
Product: sphingosine-1-phosphate phosphatase
Exons: 3
Coding region: 1-1221 (406 amino acids)
Cellular component (GO): endoplasmic reticulum membrane
Source: RefSeq, a predicted model, not a curated record
AUGGAAAAAAUAAAAAAACAAAAUAAUAUAGGAAGCUAUAGUAGUGAUAAAGAUGGUGAAUAUAAAAAGUUUAGAUUUUCAAAAACCUCAAUUAGAGGUUUUCUAUUAAAAGAAUAUGAAAGAGAAGUACCAAUUAUUGUUAAAAUUCAAAGUUAUAGAAAUAAAUUUUUAGAUUUUUAUUUUAAAAUGGCAAGCAUUUUAGGAGAAGAAGUAUUUUUCAUAUUAGCAUUACCAAUUAGUACAUGGUGUGUUGCAACACAAUUAGGAGUUGAAUUAUGUGUGGUGUUAGCACUUACAAUUGGUGGUGGAAAUAUACUAAAGAAUACAUUUACAUUACCUCGUCCACCACCAAAUAUAGUUUGGACCAAUACAGCACAUCAAAAAGAUCAUGGUUUACCAUCAACUCAUACAGCAUCAGCAUUUGGUUUAACUUUUUACUUUUUAAUUUAUACUUAUUUCCUUUUCCCAACAAUUGGUGAAUCUUUUAAUAUUUCACUUUUAUCUAUGUUUUUUAUUGUAUUAUUUUGGUCAACAAGUGUAAUGUUUAGCAGAUUAUAUAAUGGUCAUCAUACACCAAUGGAUGUUAUUGCAGGUUUAAUUGUCGCAAUUACAUCAAUAUUAGCAACAACAUAUCAACUUAGAUAUUUUAUUGAAGGAAUGGUAUUAUCUGAAACCUUUUUAUUUGGACCAAUGCUUUAUAUUGCAAUUUUAUCAGCAAUUUUGUUUUUCCAUCCACAAGCAAACACUGGACCAACACCAGCAUAUCCAGAGACUGGUUUGGUUUGUGGUGCAAGUUUAGGUUCUUUAAUUAGUUUAUGGCUUCAUGCUCAACAUCCAUGUCCAUUAAUGAAUCAAGAAUUAUUAUUAUUAGAAGCUAAUUAUGAUUCAAUAGUUUCAACAAUUCAUUCAAUUCCAUUAUUACUUCAUGGUAGUAGAAUUUUAAUUGGUUUGGUUUUAGUUGGUAUAGCAAAAGUUUUCUCAAAGAAAUUCUUUUUCUUUGCUUAUGAUUUGGUAAUUAGAGCAAAUACAAAUAAUGAACAAUCUCAACCAAUCACUACAGUUUCAUUCGAUCCAAAUAAAAAGAUCAUAGUCACUCCAACAAUUGAAGCUUUCUCAAAAUUGUUUGUUUACACUUGUGUUAGUUUCACUAUCGUUUCAAUGCCAUACUUAUUUUAUUAUUUAAAUAUUCAAACUUCUGCUGAUGUAACAAGAUAUUAUUAG